CUUUCUUUUACCUAGGUACCUAUAUAACAAAACCCUUGGUUCAUGAUUAUCAGGAAGGGAAGACAAUUGUCCGGAUACUACCAUUAUUUUAUCAACAGCUACUUUAAAAAUUUACUACACUUGAAUGCAGACAGACAAUAAUGUAGUUGGCUUACUCUGUCUUCUGGUGCAGGAGCUCAGCCCGCCAUUUACAAGUUGAUAAGACACUAAGGAUGAUCUCAGAGAUGAGUUCCAUUGUGGAGUAAUGAUAGGCGGACGGUUCGGUCCCCAGGAGUGCUUGUUCUUACCCAUUGACAUUCCAAAAGAUGACACUUCAGAUCGAUCUGUUUCGCCCCGUAUGAUUGAGGAUUUAAGCGAAAAAUGGAUUGCGUCACAUUGUAGAAAUCUUGCGCGGAUGAUUCCAGGGGGUGUUCAUAUAAGUGGGAUUUGUCUGACUGUCCCUUAUGGCGAAUUCAACGGUCAUACUAAUCACAUUCAGAAAAUCCUCUCUCAUAUAUCGCGGGAUGACACACCCAUGAACAGGUUUAUUUGUUCAAAAAGUACAGAAAAAUUAGUGUUGGUGGCUGACCCCAAUACAAGAAAAUUUCAAUGCAAAGCUUCUGCUGCAGAUGGAUCUAAUAGUCAAUUUCGAACAGUGGAAGUAAAGAUUCGCCCAUUCAUUGAUCGAUGGGUAUCAUUCAAAACACAUAUACUACUGUCUUUGGAGACUCACUUACCAUCUGAUCGGAAAAAAGAAAAAAUCUUGUAUCAGCUUCAGGCUGCUGUCGAACCUUACCUUCAAUCCUUGGUUACGGAAACACAGUUGCUGAUCAAUGGAGAAUUACAUCAAGCUGAUGAAAAAUUACUAAAAGAUAUAGAUUUUUCUGUACCCCUUGAUGCUGACAUCCAAACCAAAAAGAACAAAAAAUCGUCCAAGUCAAAGCGUUAUGAUUUGCCUCUUAAUGUAGAUCACUCCUUAGUUACUUCGGCGGGGAGUAAGAAAUAUGCAAUUGCCAAGGGGUCCGUUAGUCCAGCCUUUACCCCACUUGAUAUAGUAAUUUUCGGACCACAGUUUCCUCAAUGGCAGCGUGCAAGUUCGUCAUCGUCACUUGAAUCUGGUGCUAGUUCGGAUACAAAUAUGAAUAAUGGAAAUGAUACUAAUGAUUCUUCAGGUAGUUUCGUUCCCAUUAAUCGCUUGUUAAUCAAUGGCCGAAUUCCUGGAAUUGCGUUUUUACCAGCUAAUUCAAGUGUUGGAGACUUACUCGAGGCAUUACGGAAUGAUCUUGUACGGAGUAUACUAGCACGACUACAACUUUUAACAGAAGAGUUACACAUUACCAGUGCUGAACUGGAAGGUGACUUGCAAUGCCUAGUCAACUUAAGUAAACUGGGAAAGGAGAUCAAGUUGUUGGAAAGCUUAAUAAUGGGAUUUAUACUUGAUCUAAAUCAGUGUAUAUAAAUAUGAACGUGUGAUUUGACUUUCGCCCAGCUGAAUAAAUCAGUUUUUAAUCUUAUAAUUUAUUUUUAUAGACCC
This is a messenger RNA of Schistosoma mattheei, 1513 nucleotides long. Lineage: Eukaryota; Metazoa; Platyhelminthes; Trematoda; Strigeidida; Schistosomatidae. The record is from the annotation of a GenBank genome assembly.